Molecule: messenger RNA, 483 nt
Organism: Chaetura pelagica (chimney swift)
Lineage: Eukaryota; Metazoa; Chordata; Aves; Apodiformes; Apodidae
Gene: NOXRED1
Product: NADP-dependent oxidoreductase domain containing 1
Exons: 3
Source: RefSeq, a predicted model, not a curated record
AUGUGGGACAUUACCGAGCCUUUCAAGGCUUCUCAAGCUGCUGAAGCAGCAGAGGGUGAGGAGGCUUUGGUGUGUCUGGCAAUGGGCUGGCAGAGAAUGCAAAGUAGGACUGAGAAGGGUUUGCUGACUUCCUUGGGGGACAGCCACAGCCUGAAGGUCAGGAUUAUUGGAGGGGGACACCUUGGGAAGCAGCUGGCCCAAGAGCUCCUGAUGCUGAGCUGGGCUCUGUACCCCAGUAUCUGUUUUCCCACCAGACACCCUGAGAGCCUGGGCAAGUGCUCCCCAGCCUGGCAGAGCUGUAAGAAGCAGGGGCUCCUGUGAUUUUAUGACCACACUCAGCUGGUGGCCUGUGCAGAUGUUACAUUCCUCUGAUGCCUCCCAUCGCAUGUACUGUCUGUCUGCUCUGCUGUCUGGCCUGCCACCCAAACACCCUGUGUUGUGUUCAGCCUAGUCACUGCUGAUACCUCUCCUCAGGUAAAAUAG